This is a messenger RNA of Melampsora larici-populina 98AG31, 1359 nucleotides long. RefSeq lists its product as uncharacterized. Bases 79 to 924 code for a protein of 281 amino acids. The record is from RefSeq and is a predicted model, not a curated record. The transcript has a single exon. Lineage: Eukaryota; Fungi; Basidiomycota; Pucciniomycetes; Pucciniales; Melampsoraceae.
CUGCCUAAAGGCAAAGCCAAUCCGCGUUCCGGCCAUAAGAUUCUCUCUGCACUUGAAGAAGACCCCAAGACGCCUUCAAUGAUAGAGAUCGACGCUAUCACAGUACCAAAGGAAUACAAAGAAAAUUUCACAGCCUCUGUUCUCGAUCUGGUAAAGGAAAGCUUUCAGUCGAUCGCUGAAGAAGCUGAUCCAGAGGUCGCUUUUAACCGCACACAACAAUUUGUUGCGGCUCGUCAAGGUGGCUCUCUUACCGGAGACUCUUACAAUCAACGUAUCAACACUUCUUCUGACUCUGAAGAGCCGUCUGAUUCAUACGAACACAUUUCAUCGUCAACCUUUACGAUUCAAGAUAGCUCAUACGAUCAAGCAGGAAAUCAAUGUACCACAUACGAAUCAGAAUAUUGUAGUGAUUUUUUGGCUCACUGCGUAGAUAGCACCUUACCCAAAAAUGAAAAAGUUCAACCAAUUGCUCCCAAAACCAAAAGUUCCAAAGAGACGAGCAAAUCUGUCAAACGUGCACGCCGUUAUGUCACUGUAGGUCCUCAAAGCGUAGUUCGUCUAAACAAGUCAAAACAUCUGAAACCCUCAAUUCCUCCUUCACAACCCUUUUUCCAACACUGUGAAGAUCGAGCAUCAGAUGGAGGUGACGAGGAACUCUUUGAUAGUCUUGCUCUAAUACUUGAAGAAUUGACAAACCCACCAAAACAAACGAAAUCAUUUGAUUCAAGAGCUUCAAAACGAUCACUUGAUGUCAAAUGUGAUUCCAAAGGAUCUGGUAAUGUAGAUUGUUAUGAUUAUGAAGAUUCAGACCUUGAACUUGAAGAUUUUUCUGUCAUUCAAUCAGCAAGAAAAGUCCCUAUUGAAACUGUUUCUGGUAGACGAACGAGAUAUUCCGAUUUUUAUCCUCAUAUGUCACGGUUUUAAGAUACAAGUAGUUUUGUACCUCAGUCAUCAAUGUUUUUGUGUAUGUAUAAAUUUUUCAUUUGCUCAUCCAUGUCCGAACAAUCAAAGCACUACGAAGACGAUAUCAGGUAAACUAGUUCACUCCAGAAACUUUUAGAUCUGAAGCGUCAUGUAACGAAAUUGCCUUUUGAUGUAGUUAUCGGAAUCCUGUUGUUAUCAUAAUUGAACACUAAUGUAAAUUAUUUUUUCAAUCCGUCUUUCGAAUAGAUUGUAAUCAAUUUCUUGUAUUUCAAUCCUUUGAACCUCUUGUUAGAUAUCAAUUCCUUCCUUUGACAUCCUGGAGUUGUCACUUUUUUCCAAAUAUAUAUCUGAUGUGUAAGAAUGUUAUCAUACCUUUUUGGCCAGAUAUCAUUCUGUUAUUAUUGUAUGAAUGAGAUUUCAAAGUUUGACACGACC